Messenger RNA from Venustampulla echinocandica, 1899 nucleotides. RefSeq lists its product as uncharacterized. Gene Ontology annotation, molecular function: A2-type glycerophospholipase activity. Gene Ontology annotation, biological process: glycerophospholipid catabolic process. The transcript is spliced from 4 exons. Gene Ontology annotation, cellular component: cytosol. The record is from RefSeq and is a predicted model, not a curated record. Lineage: Eukaryota; Fungi; Ascomycota; Leotiomycetes; Helotiales; Pleuroascaceae. The coding region runs from base 1 to 1899 and encodes 632 amino acids.
AUGUCGUCAACCACGAUGAAGCUAUCGAUGGUCCUCGUCGUGGCUGUUGGUCUUAUGAGUAAUACCAUAGAAGCUGCAGCUACGUUCUGCCCCUCAACCUACCAACCAACUAGCUAUGCACCCAUCUCCGUCGAGUGCCCAACAGACGUGCAAUGGAUCCGUCCCCCCACUAGGCUCAAUCCAAAGGAAGCCGAGUGGGUAAGAGGUCGUAAGCGCGUCGUUGCAGACGCUCUCGAUACCUACCUUGAACGCCUCUGUCUCGAGGAUUUCGAUAACUCAAGGUACAUCCGAGCCCUUCGCCGCUCAGACUACGCCCACGUCCCAACCCUGGGCCUUGCCAUCAGCGGCGGCGGUUACAGAUCCGGGUACACAGGCACCGGUGCCAUCCGCGCAUUAGACUCUCGCCUAGAAGCAGCCAACGAGCAGCGUGUCGGCGGGCUUCUCCAGAGCCUGACGUACCUGAGCGGCCUCUCUGGGGGAUCAUGGCCCGUCGUUUCGCUCCCCUCGCACAACUUCCCCACAGUGGACGAGAUCGUGCAGAUCUGGCUUUCGCAACCUGAUGGUAGUUCGAAUUCCAGCUCUCCUGGAAGCCCCGAGUCGAUUUUUGAAGAUAUAGCUGCGAAGCUGAAAGCCGGGUUUAAUGUAUCCGCUUCAGAUUACUUGGGUCGUAAUUCUGCGUAUGAGUUCCUGUCUGGGCCGCAUGGAGGGGUUAAUAAUACUUGGUCGGGCAUUGCAAGGUUGAGCAAUUUUGUCAAGCAUCAGAUGCCGCUGCCGAUUCUGCAGGCGAGUGAGUUGACUGACGAUGAUAAGGAGUAUUUUGGGCUGAAAGUUCCUUAUUAUAAUGCCACUUCGUAUGAGAUGACCCCGUUUGAGAUUGGAUCGUGGACAAAGGGAUUUACUCCCACUGAGUGGAUGGGGACGAGACUUGAUGAUGGUGUCCCGGUGAACGGCAGCAUAUGUACUCUCGGGUUCGACAGCUCAAGUUUGAUGAUGGGAACCGCGACCUCAGCAGUAAACUUCUGGAUAAUCGAGAAUGAUUCGAACGGCGUUCUUGCCCCGUUUCCCAAACGGUCAAUCAACGGCCAUAAAAGGAGCACGCCGCUCUCUCUAAGAGACCUCUCCCUAUUCCCCAAUGCAACCCUCAAUGGGCUCCUCGAAGGCUUCAAAAGCAUCUUCGGCUUAUCCGCCGCCCAAGUUGACCACGCCAUCUGGCCCAACCCAUUCGCCUCCUCAUCCUCCGGCAUCCCCCGCGACCUCAGCCUCGUCGACAGCUCCGAAGCAGGACAAGUCGUCCCUCUCUGGUCACAGAUCCAACCUGUGCGCGCUUCCUCGUUUAUCAUCGCCUGGGAUGACAAUCCGGACGCAGAGCCCUAUGCGUGGCUGAACGGCACAAGCAUACAUAACACGUACCUUGCGGCAAAGGCCUCAGGCCUACCAUUCCCCAUUGUUCCCCCGCCCCGCACUAUGCUAAACAAGAACUUCACUCUGCGGCCAACAUUCUUUGGAUGUAACGCCAAUUUAACAACCACCGGAACCACUCAAUCGCCUAUUGUGUUAUAUAUGGCCAACGCGCCCUAUAGUGCAUAUACGAACUACACAUGGACGCAAUCCAUAUUCUCUAACGCUCAGAUGUACGAGAUCUUUGACAACUCCUUUAAUGCGUUCACGCAGGGCAACGGGACACUGGACCAUGAAUGGCCGGCGUGUCUAGGCUGCGCAGUGGUGGAGAGGAGUCUAGAGAAGUUGGGUAUGAGGCGGACGAAGCAAUGCGAGAGGUGCUUCAAGAAACACUGCUGGGAUGGGACGUAUGAUGAGAGGGAGCCGGGGAUCUUGGACCCGGGUUUGCCGCUGGCUCCUGGGCUGAGCUUUGCGGAAUGGAAUGCCACGAUCUGGAAUUGA